AUGAUUGAUGUUCUCUAUUCACUUGUGGAUGUUCACGAACGAUUUGAUCAUUUAAUACUUAAUUCAUUUUAUAUUCGUAAUCUUAAUAUGGUUAGCGUGACAUUUGAAUCGUAUUUUGAUCGUAUUUUUUCAAUAGACAAACGUGUUCUUGAUAGAAUAUGUAAAAAAGUCUUACCACGAAUUCAUGAACAAGUACACGAGCUGACUGUUGAACAAUAUUCAAUGAAACGUAUUCUUCAUGCUGUGAAUUAUCCACAACUUAACUCGUUAUCACUUAUUAAUUGUCGAGCAGAUAGACUUUUUCAAUAUUUAACAGUUAUUAGAUAUAAAUUAAUAAUCGUUUUCAUUAUUUACAUUCAAGAUGAUUCAGUUGUUCGUGAUCUUCUUGCUCAACAAAUCACAAAUCUUACUAUCGAUAUUGAGAAUACGCCACCAAUAAAAGAAUACACAGUUCUAUCAGAUAUAUUUGCCUUAAUUUUAUCUCUAUGUAAACGAUUAACUGAUUUGAAUUUUUGCCAAUUCUACCAUUAUCGAAGCUUGCCGAUUUGCAUUUGUUAUGAUGCAACAUUAACACGCUAUGUGUCUUCAACUUUGGCUAAAUUACAAAUUAGUGUCUUAGGUUUUGAUAAUUGUCGUUAUCUCCUCGAUGGACGUUUCGAUUGUUUAUCGACAUUGAUUAUUCAUGUGCAUAAAAUAUUAACUCCAUCAUCAAUCAUAGAUAACACGAAAAAACUUCCCAAAUUAAAAUAUUUCUCAUUGACGUCGGUUGAAUAUACACUGCAGUAUGACAAUGCCAUUAUUCCAUUACUUCGUCGAAUGAUAAAUCUAGAAGAAUUGACAUUGUUUUUGUCAGUAAUAAGACUUGACUCGCCUUAUAUUGAUGGUAUUCAAUUACAUAAUCAAAUUCUUAUUUACAUGCCACAUCUGAACAAACUUACCUUCAAUAUAAACACUGCUGUUGCCAACGUGAAUGCUAGAAUUAAUCUUUCAUCAAAUGAAGAUAUUAAACGUAGUUUCGUUGAAAGAAGAUAUGGUCAAGUGGGUUCAUAUGUUCAUACUUCAUCAACGGGGAUCGAAGGUGGCAUGUUUGAUAAAGUCCUGUAUUUAGUUAUGACUGAUGUAGAUCCUUUUGAACAUGAAUUAUUCAAAAUUAUCUCUCAAGAUUUUUCUCUUCUCAAACAUUUACGUAUAGAGAAUGAUCAACCACAAAAAAAUAAACAACAUUCAUCGACAUUGAUUAUAUUUCCUCAUCUUAUUCUUUUGAAUUUGUUUCUAGCACAUGUGGAUUAUGCAGAACAGUUUCUCUACGAUAGAAACACUUAUAUACCUCGUUUGCUCAAUCUUGGAAUCGAGUACGACUCACUCGUAAUGGUAACAAACAAUUUUAACAAUAAUGGAGCACGUCUCAAUUGCGCUAAAUUGAAAAGACUUGAUCUAGAUGAGUCAUUUGUUCGUCCAGAAAAUUUUCAUCAAUAUUUUCCUUUAUUAUAA
Molecule: messenger RNA, 1491 nt
Organism: Rotaria sp. Silwood2
Lineage: Eukaryota; Metazoa; Rotifera; Eurotatoria; Philodinida; Philodinidae
Source: the annotation of a GenBank genome assembly